AUGUCCUUCCCCGGAAUUUCUACAAAGGAAAACAGAGAUGAUUUUGACUUUAGUCCUUCUCUUACCGAUUUCGUAUCUUCCCACGAUAUUUCAGACACCUCUGAUUUGCCCUCUGUAGUUUCCUCACUUCUUACUCUUUUGGAGAAAAACGAUAUCUCUGUGGCAGAAAUGAUUGAAAACGAUUACUUCUCGGACCUUGUUUCUCUCCUGAACACAGAUGAUAUGGAUCUAAUUCCUAAGCUCCUUGAUUUAUUUGUUGCUAUUUACAAGGCUAGUUCUGCAGAUCAACGAUCUACGUUUGUUGACCUUGGAAUUCCGAGUGCCUUGGUGAAUUGUCUAAAUAAUGCCUCGGAUAGUGUCAUUCCUCAAAUUUUGCGUUGUAUAGCAACUAUUGUGCUAAUAGACCGAGAAGAACAAAUCAAUUUUUCGAAUAACGAGAUUUGGCCGACCCUGGAGUUCAUCUUACAGAAUUACCAAGACAGCAUCGAAAUCGUCUCCAGUGUGUCCACUCUCUUAGCGGCUCUCGUCACCCCCCUGGCUGGUCAGCAUGCGGACAUCUCCCAAGUCUCCACCAUCAGCAACACUCUCUCCGAGGUGAGCAGCUACUACACCGAUCUCUACGCGCUCUCCGACGAUCGCAGCGAGCUGCAGCCCAUCCUGUCGAACCUUCUCCUCGUGCUGUACGCGAUCUCGGUGGAAGAUUCCACGAUUCCCUACUACUAUUCCACCUAUCUCACCGUCUUUUUCUCUUUUUCUCUGUUUAGCUCCAGCCCGUCUUCGAUUCCUUCUACCCCUUCCUCAUCUCCUCCAUCUCCCUCCUCCACUCCCUCACCGCGCUCAAAACCGUCGCCAAUCUCGUUCUUCUCUCCGACGCCAUCUGCGACGUCUUCGUUUCCAACGGUCUCCUCGAUGCCCUGCAUGAUUUCCUCAUCUCGCUUCCCUCCCUGCAACCUGCCUUCGAGGGAGCCACCGAUUAUUCCUACUGGGUGGUCGUGUUCAUUCUGGGCAAUCUCGCCGCCAGCGGGGAGGCCGCCGUAG
Molecule: messenger RNA, 1038 nt
Organism: Blastocystis hominis
Lineage: Eukaryota; Bigyra; Opalinata; Blastocystidae
Exons: 6
Coding region: 1-1038 (345 amino acids)
Source: RefSeq, a predicted model, not a curated record